ACCAAAACCAAAAAACCCAGAUCUGAAGGAGGCAUGAUGAAGUGAGAGAGGGACAGGCAAACACACUGGUGUCUAGUGGAGCCUGAAUCUCUUUACCAGAGACUACAGGUAGCGCAACAGGACCCUUCCUAUAAACAUUUAUUUCCAGGUUCCAGCAACCUCCCUGAGGUCCCCCCUCAGAAGUUGAGAAUAGUCCUCCUGUUGUUGGUAGCCAGAUGACAGUACUCAAUCCACUUGGAAUCCCUAAACACUACAUAGUCUAGACUUGUAUAAAUCGUUCCAUCCCAUCCCCCCUCCCUUUUUUGACUCUCCUGUUCGAGUCUGCCAUCUGUUUCCUGCAGAGCCUGACAGGAAAAACCUUAGCCAAGUAUGAACAGAAACGGGCAAUAUGGCUGAAGUAGGUACUGGAGGGGAAGACUAGACACAGAAGGAAGGGACUGGCUCAAGGUCAUCAGAAGUCUAGAUGGGCCGUGGUGGGGACAGUAGGUGCAUGGCUGGAAGUGCUCCGUGAGUGAACUAGUGAAAGAAGGCCUAGAUGUGCAGGGGAUGUCCCCCAGCAGGCCCAACCCUAGUUCGGCCUGUGUUCUCUCCUCGCAGGAUGCGGGAGACCCCGGGACGCGAGGAGUCAGAGCCAGGCGUGGAGGGUCCGUGCGCAGCGUCCUGCCACGCGCAGCGCAUCCUGCAGACGCUCAACGCGGCCACAGCAUGCAUGUGGAUCUACAGAUACUGGGUUUAUCCUCACCCCAGAUUCAUGGACCUAGCCGAAGUGAUUGUGGUCAUUGGCGGGUGCGACCGAAAGGGGCUCCUGAAGCUGCCUUUCGCGGAUGCUUACCACCCAGAGAGUCAGCGCUGGACCCCACUGCCUAGCCUGCCUGGUUACACACGCUCUGAAUUUGCCUCCUGUGCACUUCGAAAUGACAUUUACGUUUCCGGAGGACACAUCAACAGCCGUGAUGUCUGGAUGUUUAACUCCCAUCUGCAUACCUGGAUCAAGGUUGCCUCAAUGCACAAGGGCAGGUGGAGGCACAAGAUGGUGGCCCUGCAGGGACAGCUUUUUGCAGUGGGUGGCUUCGAUGGCCUGCAGCGCCUGCGCAGCAUGGAGCGCUACGACCCGUUCUCCAACACCUGGGCGGCCACAGCGCCCCUGCCGGAAGCUGUGAGCUCUGCGGCGGUGGCGCCCUGCGCUGGUCAGCUCUACGUCAUUGGGGGUGCGGGACAGGACGGUGUCAACACUGACAAGGUGCAGUGCUUUGACCCCAAGGAGGACCAGUGGAGUCUGAGGUCACCAGCCCCUUUCUUGCAGCGGUGUCUUGAGGCUGUCUCCCUGGAAGAUACCAUUUAUGUAGUGGGAGGCCUCAUGAGUAAAAUUUUCACCUAUGACCCUGGCACCGAUGUCUGGGGAGAGGCAGCUGACCUGCCCAGCCCUGUGGAGAGCUGUGGCGUGACGGUGUGUGAUGGAAAGGUCCACAUCCUUGGUGGGCGGGACGAACAUGGGGAAAGCACCAAUAGUGUCUUCACCUUUGAUCCUAGCAGUGGACAGGUAGAGGCCCAGCCAGCGCUGCAGCGCUGCACCAGCUCUCAUGGCUGUGUCACCAUCAUCCAGAGCCUGAGCAGAUGACUGGGACAGCCUGAACUGGGAGGCAGGGGAAAUUUGGGCAUGACACUUGGCCCCCUCCUGGAACCUCCAUGUGAAUAGUCCUUUAACUUAUUGCCCCCUUUCUUAUAGAAAUAAAACCUUUUUCAAAAGUU
Molecule: messenger RNA, 1749 nt
Organism: Cricetulus griseus (Chinese hamster)
Lineage: Eukaryota; Metazoa; Chordata; Mammalia; Rodentia; Cricetidae
Source: RefSeq, a predicted model, not a curated record